ACAUUUAAUGUUUCAUGCAUGUGUCUAAAAAUUCGAUGGGAUGGAUGAAAAAUUUUUGGGUGGGAAACUAAACAUGGCCUUAUUUUGCUACUGUGCUUUUGCUCAAAGUUUGACAAAUCUUUCCACAGCAAUGGAAUGAUACAAAUAGUCUUUUAAAGUGUGAAUGCUAGCAAUUUAUGUAGCAAUAUAGUUACUAUGCUGCUGUGUUGUUACUUGCUAUUAGUAGUAUUUUUCUAAGGAUACCCUCUGUUUUUAAAUAUAUGGCAACUUCGAUAUUUUCAAUUUGUUUGACUAUUUGUCUUAUCUAUACACUUUUGAGUGAAAGGACAUACAAGGUAUGCUCAAAGUUAUUUUGGUGACAGUUUUAGUGGUCAAAUAAUUGAAUGAAUUUUUUGGUCAAAGUUUGAGGGAAAAAAAAAAGAUCAACGAUACAUUGAACUCUAAAAAAACAAUGAUGCAAUGAAUCUUAAAACAAAAGGAGUAAUCCUGAGCUGAGAGUAUGAUAUCAACUUAUUAUUCUAAUCUUGAUAAAUGUACUAGAAUGAUUUAUUUUCUGGCAUGAAAGUGACCUCUUGCUAUCCUGUCUUCAGAAGCUAUUGGUUAGGACUGAAGAGGAGUAAAAUAAUAAUCUAGGUACUUGACAUUUCAUAUUCCAAACAAUAAAUUGAAAUAUCCUAAUCCCAUGGGCAUAACCAUAUAGGAAGUGUUUGGGAGACUGGUAGAGACAUUACCCUAGCCAAAUGAUUUAUCUCUUGCAAAUCAGAUUCAUUUCAUUCUAGCUGUAGUAUAUCUUUUGAAGAAACUGCUGCAAUUCCUUGAAAGAUGACGCUGUGGCAAGUGCUUCAGUGAAGUCACCACUCACCACGAGCAGGUUGGUUACUAUUGACUAUUCCCUUUUCAUCAUCUUGGGCAAUCUCAUUAUCAGAGAACUUAAGGCUUUUUUAUUUUGGUGUAUCUUGCUAAUCAUCAAGAAAGGAAUAUGUCGCCUAAAAAUCGUGAUUGGUGUCUCCCUAUGCAUACAUUGUUCGACCUCACUUAUGAGCUGCGACCUUUUCUUUUGUUGUUGGGGUAGUACUUUGAAAGUUCAAAUCCAACCAUAGAUUGUUUUUGUCUACGUUGAGCUUGCUGAAAUUCAUAUAUGUGCAGUAAAUUGUGUUCUGUACUGACCAUAGUUUACAAGUUCAUAUGAUGCUUCAUUUCACGUAUGAUGCAUGGUCAUACAUGAUGGCACUGAUACCCUUCCAUUUUAUAGCCACAUUAGGAAACAAUCUUUAAUCUUUUGAGCUCAGAAGUGUAGCUGGACAGAUGGUUAACUUCCGUAUAUACAGCUCCAUAUUUCCUUGCAAAAAUAUCUUGAUACUGGACAUAUAGUGCUGAUGAUUUUACUUGACACAGUAGAACCACAGAGGUCCAAAUAGGUUUGCUUGAUGAUUAUACUACGAUAUAGCUUUGGUGUUGUAGCACGUCAUAAGCAUGGACCCGCCUGGAAUUAUCAUGUUUUAGAUGGGAUCUUUACGAUGGAUACUGUAUGAGUCUUUGUUAUUGUUAUAAACUGAAAUUAUGCUAUUGGCGUGAACUGGAACUAAAUGAUUUCUGAAUUCUGACGAUAAGUUCCUCCUACUAGUUACUACUUGUCUGGCAGCUUCAUUUUCUGUUUCAUGAUGAGGUCUGGGAAUCACAUUGUCUGAUACUCUAGUGUCUCCAUGGAGUGUUGUGUGCAUGGCAACAUGGCAAGCCAUGACAUAAAGCAUUCGCCAAGCCCAAAACCAUACAAUAACCAUACGUACACCUCAUUUGAAUGAUAGAAAAGAUAAGAUGGUACGUAUGCCACGAUGACAAAGUGGCGUUGUUCAUAUGCCUAGCUUGCAAUCUAUAUAUAUAAGAAGUUAAGAACAACACGGUGAUCCGUUCACAAGUGUUUUUGCUAAGACGCUGAACUUCUCGGUUGGCUCGCAACUUUUCUUGUUUCAUGAUGAGGUCCGGCAAUCGCAUUGAGGCCUAUCGCUCUAUGGGCACUCGAGUGCUCUUUUGGUUCAGGUCAUGCAUGGAGCCGUACCACAAGGCAUUCGCUAAAAAAACAUAUAGAAAACCAUCAGAACAUCUUGUUCAGAUAAGAAUAAGAGAUAAACUGUACGUAAGCCAGCACGACAAAGUGAUAACAGCGAAUCUUGAUAACCCCGGUCUGUCUUUGUGCGCGCCGGGCACGCCACCACCAUAUCAUUCGCCCCUCUGUGCAGUGUACGACUCAGAUUUGAGAUGCGGUAACACAGGUAGCUCGCGAGUCUCUCGGAUCCCCUAUGCUACUCGAGUACAACGUACGCUGAUGCAGAUGAUCACGAACCGGCGCUGACGACGUUCGUUCUCCCAUCCGUUUAGCUGCGUACAGUAGCCUCCAUCAUACUACUGUACCAUAGGACUCGGCACACAGCGUGAUACGAAUCCUGGAGUGGAGACGCACGCAGCUCUCCGCCAAAAUACAGCUCGUUUUGCUGUGGCGGCAGCUGCAGACGAGCGCUACCUUACCAGCACGGGGAUCUCUGCCUCUGCGCGGUCAGACUGCCGCUGCACGUUUCACGCCUUGUUGGGGAGUGCGGCGUGGACAGUCGCAUCUUGUCUCGCCCGCUGUCUCUCCUCUCGUCUCGCCUCACCGCCCGUUACCCGCCACAGCCAGGGGCAGCGCGGCAGGGACAGCAGCCGCAUGCGUGCUCCCCGCGGACGACGAGACGAGUGCCGUUGGGCAGAGCGAUCAGCCAUUUUUAUCUAACAUCAGUCGGCACCUGCAUGCGGUGAAUAAUGGAGCGUGGGUCAGUGAGACGUGACAUGAUGAGCCAUGGAGAUCGAUGUUGAGGUAGGCGGCCGGAGAGCGGAGACAGACGGAGCGCAGGUCAGGCCUCUCAACAAUGAUGAUGGCUCCCUCCAAGCUUACACGUACGUUCCAUUCCAAUCCAGGCUCCGGCCGGCGAGAUGAGGCGCGCCAUCAACCUGGCUCCGGCCUCGAACCAGUCCCGAUCCCGAUUGAUCGAUCGGUAGCUUGUCCACAUCCAUGGGCAUCAUUCCCCGCCUAUGCAAGUCUACACGUACAGCGUCCUCGGUGUAACGAGCUGACGGUGCAAUGCAUGGCGCAUUUGGCGCAAGAUUAGCCUAGCGCUGUCAUGCCCACACCAGCAGCCGUAGCUGCAUGCUUUGCCCUUCCUGCGUGCUACUGCGUAUAGACACCCUGUUGCUGUCUCGCCGCCGGCAGGGCCGGAUCGCCUUUUGCCCUCGGCUUCCGUACCCUACCAGCACACAGCACACCGCGUCGUCACGUUCCCUUCUCCUCUUUUAAGCACCCUGCCUUUUUCUCCCCUCCACCGUUCCACCUCCGUUCUUCGAUCACUUCCCGGCCGGCUUGAGCUUUGCUUCCUCCACUCACCUGUCAGAGGAUUCCUAGCUCCCUUUAUGCUUCUCGACUUCUCGUUGCGCUGCGCCGCCGACAUGAUCUGAUCAGUUGAGUCCGUGACGACUGAGGUGAUAGCAAUAGGCAAGCUGCCGGUAAAGAUCGAUCGGAGAUGGCGGGCAGUGGUGGUGGCUCGCUGCUGCGCGGAUUCCUGUCCCUCUUCUUCCUCCUGUUCCUCCACAUUGGCCACGCCAGCUGCUGCUUCUCCCCCGGCGGCCCUGCCGCGCGGGCGCGGGAGGAGGACGAAGCAGCGGACGGCGAUGGCGAUGGGAAGGUAGGCGGCGGCGGAGGUGGGAGCAGCAAGAGGAGGAAGAUAUCGCCGUUGAUCUUCUCUCCGGCAGCGUCGUCCUCUGCCGUUACCAGCGAUAGCGUCCGAGGAGGAGCCCCGCGCAGGCACGUGUCGUCUCUCGCCACCAGCCUCCGGUUCUACCUCCACCGCAUCUUCUCCUCCUCCUCCUCCGGGUCCGGGGCCAAGAACGGCGGCACCGUCGCGGGCAGCAGGGAGGAAGAGGAGGCGGUGACCACCACCGUGUCUUCGCCGCUCGCGGCCCAGUCUCUGCCGCACCAGCCUUCGACGUCGGUGGUGCUGUCCACGCCGUCGUCACCGUGCGCGUCGUCGCCCUUCAUGUCGCCGCUCUCGGUGCGCUCCCUCAGCGCCACCCCCGUCCCGUCCUCGCCGCAGAAACUGCUGCAGGCGAGCAGGCAGUCGUCGCGGUCGUUCGCCGCCCGCGGCGACGUGUUCCCCUGCAAGGUGUGCGGCGAGGUGCUGGGCAGGCCGCACCUGCUGGAGCUCCACCAGGCGAUGAAGCACUCCCUGUCGGAGCUCACCCACCUGGACUCCAGCCUCAACAUCAUCCGCAUGAUCUUCCUCGCCGGGUGGAAGCCCGCCGCGGCGUCCGGCGCCGGCGCGGGCGAGGCCCCCGCGGUGCGCCGCAUCCUCAGGAUCCACCACAACCCGCGCGCGCUGGCCCGCUUCGAGGAGUACCGCGACCUCGUCCGCGCCCGUGCCGCCCGGCGCUGCGGCGACGAGGGCGCCGUCGUGGAGGAGCGCUGCAUCGCGGACGGCAACGAGCGCCUGCGGUUCCACUGCUCCACCAUGCUCUGCUCCCUGGGCGGCGGCGGCGUGUGCGGGAGCCCCUACUGCUGCGUGUGCAGCACCCUGCGGCACGGCUUCGCGGGCAAGCAGGCCGACGUGGACGGCAUCGCCACCUACGCCUCCGCGUGGGCCGCGCACGCGUCCCUGCCGGGCGACGUGGAGCGCGAGUUCGCCUUCCUCCAGGUGCGCCGAGCCAUGCUGGUGUGCCGCGUCGUGGCGGGCCGCGUCGCCCGAGGCCCCGCGGACGACAAGGUGGCCUACGACUCCAUGGUCCCCGUGCGCGGCGGCGUCAGCAGCGCUGUCGGGGCCGACGACGUCGAGCUGCUGGUGUACAACCCCAGAGCAGUGCUCCCGUGCUUCGUCAUCCUCUACAGCAGCAGCUAGUCGUCGUCAGCCAGCACGAGGCGGGCCAGCCUGCACGCAGUACUAGUGUAUAGCCUUUCCACUGUUCCUUGCAUCCCCACCGUUUGGUGGCUGCGCCAGCGCCGCCGCUGUGGUCACCGGGCACGCACCGUGGCGCUCUGGAGUUUCUGUUGGAUCGUGCAAUGCAAUCAACAGUGGCCGAUGCCGUCGUCUAAUAUAUGCCGGAUCCGAUCGAAAGCUUGAUAGGGUGGGUAGCCAAGUGCUGUGAAUCGUGAUGAUACAAAGUUGAGCCUACCAUAUGCGAAUGGGACGCGCCAGAACCAUAAUGUUAUUAAGUUAUUAU
Messenger RNA from Sorghum bicolor (sorghum), 5238 nucleotides. RefSeq lists its product as uncharacterized. The record is from RefSeq and is a predicted model, not a curated record. NCBI's taxonomy places the organism in Eukaryota, Viridiplantae, Streptophyta, Magnoliopsida, Poales, Poaceae. The transcript has a single exon. Bases 3549 to 4916 code for a protein of 455 amino acids.